CAUGGGACCUCGAGGCGUCCGGCUCCUGGCGGUUCUCCUGGUCCUGGGCCUGUGGGCCCCGGCAGGGGCCCAGAAACCUUCCCCCUGCCGGUGCUCACGGGUAGCCCCCCACAAGAGGGAGAACUGUGGAUUCCCGGGCAUCACCAGCGACCAGUGCUUCUCCUCUGGCUGCUGCUUCGACUCCAGCGUCGUGGGGGUCCCCUGGUGUUUCCACCCACUCCCGAAGCAAGCGUCGGAGGAAUGCGUCAUGGAAGUCUCGGCCCGUAGGAACUGUGGGUACCCGGGCAUCAGCCCCGAGGAGUGCGCCUCCCGCAAGUGCUGCUUUUCCAACAACAUCUUCGAAGUGCCCUGGUGCUUCUUCCCGAUGUCCGUGGACGACUGUCAUUAUUAAGAGGAGUCCCUUCCGAGGACCCAGCAGCCUCCCUGGAUGUCUGGAAAUGAGGAAUACUCACCACCACAUCUCAGGUU
Puma concolor (puma) is the source of this 468-nucleotide messenger RNA. RefSeq names its product trefoil factor 2 (gene TFF2). NCBI's taxonomy places the organism in Eukaryota, Metazoa, Chordata, Mammalia, Carnivora, Felidae. Gene Ontology annotation, biological process: chemokine-mediated signaling pathway; maintenance of gastrointestinal epithelium; negative regulation of gastric acid secretion. Gene Ontology annotation, molecular function: CXCR4 chemokine receptor binding. The record is from RefSeq and is a predicted model, not a curated record.